Messenger RNA from Rhinichthys klamathensis goyatoka, 1983 nucleotides. RefSeq names its product C-type lectin domain family 4 member K-like. Lineage: Eukaryota; Metazoa; Chordata; Actinopteri; Cypriniformes; Leuciscidae. The coding region runs from base 69 to 1484 and encodes 471 amino acids. The record is from RefSeq and is a predicted model, not a curated record. The transcript is spliced from 5 exons.
CUCAUUCUAAAUACCACAGAUGAUCUGUGAACACAUACUGUACUGACACUGUAAGUAAGUGCAAAAAAAUGGAUUCUAAAAUCUUUUUUGUAAAAUUUGAAAACAGCGAUAUUAAGGGCACACCUGAAGGUCACCACCAAGAUGAAGGAAAAACACGAAAGAGGAGAGGAAGUUGGUGUUUGGUGUUAUUGGCAGUGUGUCUUGGGCUCAUUUGUGCUCUUCUACUUGCCUACAUCAUACUGCAGCACAUCACCAUCACAGCAGAGAGACACCUGUUAAAGAGUUACUCGAACACAGUUGAAGAGUUCAAUCAGACUAUCAACGGCUUAAAGGACAAGAACACUGAUCUAAUGAUUGAAAAAGACCAACUGCAGAAAAACUUCAACUGUUUGAGUCAGAAGAAACUGGAGCUGGAGACCAGAGUCAAUAGCCUCACUGCUGAGAAAAACCAGUUACAGAGAAGCGUUGACUCUUUGGGUCAGAAGAAACUGGAGCUGGAGACCAGAGUCAACAGCCUUACUGCUGAGAAAAGCCAGUUACAGAACAGUUUAAACUCUUCGAGUCAGAAGAACCUGGAGCUGGUGACCAGAGUCAACAGCCUCACUGCUGAGAAAAGCCAGUUAAAUAGAAGCGUUGACUCUUUGAAUCAGAAGAAACUGGAGCUGGAGACCAGAGUCAAUAACCUCACAGCUGAAAAAAGCCAGUUACAGAACAGUUUAAACUCUUCGAGUCAGAAGAACCUGGAGCUGGUGACCAGAGUCAAUAGUCUCACUGCUGAGAAAAGCCAGUUACAGAGAAGCGUUGACUCUUUGAAUCAGAAGAAACUGGAGCUGGAGACCAGAGUCAAUAACCUCACAGCUGAAAAAAGCCAGUUACAGAACAGUUUAAACUCUUCGAGUCAGAAGAACCUGGAGCUGGUGACCAGAGUCAAUAGUCUCACUGCUGAGAAAAGCCAGUUACAGAGAAGCGUUGACUCUUUGAAUCAGAAUAAACUGGACCUGGAGACCAGAGUCAAUAGUCUCACUGCCGAGAAAAGCCAGUUACAGAACAGUUUAAACUCUCUGAAUCAGCAGAAACUGGAGUUAGAUGUCAAAGUCAAAUCUCUGACUGAUGAACUACAGAAAGUAAAUGAUAAAGGAAAUCGGUUGGGUUGGUUUUUCAUAACCCCUCCGUUGAACUGGUUUGACAGCAGGCAGUACUGCAAGGAUCGUGGUGGUGAUCUGAUCAUUCUCAAUACUGAAGUGAAGCAGAGGUUCAUAACCUCAAUACUCAGGGAUAAUGUGUGGAUUGGUUUGAAUGACAUACAGCAGGAGGGCAGUAUGAAAUGGGUGGAUAAUUCAGCACUUAAUCUAAGGUUUUGGUACUCAGGUGAGCCGAAUAAUGCAGGUGAUGAGGAUUGUGUUGAACUGUAUUAUUCAGUUCCUCUCCAGAACUGGAAUGAUCUCCCAUGCGCCGCCGUCAGAAAAGGGAUUUGUGAGAAAUAGGGUUCAUCCUGGGUUGUGCUUUUAUUUGUUUUAUUUUAUGGAAUCACUCAUACCGUGUUCACAUUGAGAUUCCUGCCUUUUAAAACAGCCUGCUACUUUCAUUAGAUAUGAACUGCUUUCAUGAUAUCAAUUUUGUUUUAUAAUUUUUUUGUAAUGUACAAAAUAAAGAAUGCAAAAUUGUCCUUAUUUUCUCAUUCCUUUAUUAAACUCACAACAUUCUGUUUCUCAUGGGGUGACUUAUUAAUUACUUAGUAGUUACUCAGUAGUUACAUUCAAAUCCAGACUCAAAACACAUCUGUUUAGCUAUGCAUUUACUGUAUGAGCACUGUGCCACUGUUCGUCUGACUGUUUUUACUGUAUUUUAUUUUAUUUUUUAUUCUAAACUGUUUUAAUUAUUCUUAUUUGUUUUGAUUAUUUUAAUUUCUUCUAUGUAAAGCACUUUGAAUUACCAUUGUGUAUGAAAUGUGCUAUAUAAAUAAACUUGCCUUGCCUUGCCUAC